AUGGGCGACACCUCGUACCAGAAGUUGCUUACUGCAAAUGAGACUAAACUCGGUCGAGGGCUCGUUUCAAGUUCUUUGGAACUCAUGAGCCUGUCCAACACGACUUCUUAUGAACCUGACGGUUUCUCUGCGCUUACGCCAGAUGUUGGUUCGAAAUGGACUUUCAAACCGAGAAGAAUGUCUACAGCGCUCGGCCCCAACCUGGCAACAUGGACGCAACAAGCACUUCGCAGCUUCCGACUGCUUCUCCCUAUGGCCGUUGGACCCUGGAAGAAGAAGGAACAGCCCAAGAUCGCGCUAUGCACUGGAUUGGUGCCCGUCUUGACCGGACUUCUGGUCCACGUAUUGCCCCUGGCCACAUGUAUCGCUCUGAUCUAUCUGAACGUGACGUCCUACUUCAUAGGCACUCAUGUCUCCACAUUGACUUUCCAGUUCUUGGCAAAGUUUCUCGAGUUACUUGUCCAGGCUUCUUUGGGAAGUGCUGUUUUUGUUUAUCUUCGCGCUCUCUUCACUGGUCCAGAUUCGGUUCCCUUUGGGGCACUAUUCGCUGGAUUGCAGAUAACAAGUAUCAGUUACCUAUGGUCCCUAGAAUUCGCUGGCGUGGUCACAUCCAGGGAGUUCAAACGAGUUAGAAAGCUCUCAUUCCUUCUUUUGAUAGCUUUCAGUGUUGUCUUAGCUGCGGGUAUUGGGCCAUCGAUCGCUAUUGCUUUGACGCUAGGAGGCUUUCAUAAUGGUUGGGCCGUAGCAUGGCUCAACGUCACAGAGGACCAGAUCUUUCCCUCAACCCUUAGUCCAAAGGGAUCCGUCCACAAUAUUUCAUGGACUUGUAUAGAAGCCGAUUGUCUAGAUUAUGGAUGGGAAGCUGCCCUGACCAUAGCCCAGUCGGCGUUUGUGUCCACGGUUGUGCACAACAUACAACAGGGCACCCUCGGUCUGACGCGCGAUUUUCUGCCAUACAGAGAGAUCCGAUGGAAUACCAGCGAUGGACUGGCCGACUCGUCCUUUAUAAGCAGUGUGUUUUCCUUGUCUGCGACUGUUACACUUCCGAGUAAGAUUGUUGCCUGGUCUCUGAAUCAUUUGGCUGAACAAUCAUACUCUAUAAAGCUUUGGCCCACAGGCAACCAGAAUUUCACUACAACGAGUCGCCAACCAAUUGUUACAGCAAGCUGUGGAGAAGCAGUCUGGUUGGACUCGACGACUUUGCAUACAACCUUCCGGAACAACUCGGAUCAAUACAUCCUUCAAUCUGAUUCUCUGGGCAACUUAACCGGCCUUGACCACCUCCAAUUUAUGUUUCUCGACCAUGAUCAGUUAGUCAAUCAAGGGCCCUCAAAACUCAACCCAUCAGUCUGGGUACUGUCUCGCUAUUAUAACGGGGACUCAUUCAUAUGGGGGAUCUGCGCUGUAUAUGCAGGCUAUGCCCACGCUCACACUACGGUGUCAAGUAACAAGGAGACAAUUCGUGAUAUCAACAAGGUCGUCACCAGUCAAACAGACCACGUAUCUGCUUCGAACAUUGCCGUUCCAGCGACAUGGUUAAAACGGACCAUGCCAGAUAUGGAAACUCUUCUGACGGCCGGUGAGGGUAUGGACGGGGUAGAUAUGGCCACAUUCUUUGCAACAUUCACAGCUAUUACGAUGGCUCAAUGGCCAGAUUGGGUCCUACAUACCCCGGAUAAUUGGUUUGCCUUUAGUGGUGGCGAUAUAAUUAUCGGCAACCCCAGAAUCAACAACAGCGGAUACGCUAAUCCUUCGCUUCGAUGGCUUGACCCCUCAACAGGAGAUCAUGUUUUCUAUCCUGAUUCGGAACAUGCAGAUACUCAGGGCAAGUACAAAUUGGAAAUGGAUGUCAGCACUCGUGGUUAUGGCUAUCAUAUCGACCAACCGACCAAAAUUAUUGCGAUAGCCGUGCUUGCCGCAUAUUGCCUUUUUAUCGCAACCUUCAUUGUUCUCACACUGACGCUCAACCAAGUCCAUUCUAAUGCGUGGGAUUCCAUUGGCGAACUCACUGCCUUGGCAAUCAUGUCGCAGCCAGACGACAAAUUGCGAAAUACCAGCGCUGGGAUUGAGACUGUAGCUCUCUUCAAACUCCCAAUGAACAUCAGAGCAAAUGACAACAACCAUCUGGAGAUUGUCUUCAAGGAUGAUGAAAGGGCCUACAAUUCUGGGGUAGUGGAGAAGAACAAGAAGUACGAAUAA
This is a messenger RNA of Aureobasidium melanogenum CBS 110374, 2199 nucleotides long. RefSeq lists its product as uncharacterized. The coding region runs from base 1 to 2199 and encodes 732 amino acids. The transcript is spliced from 2 exons. The record is from RefSeq and is a predicted model, not a curated record. Lineage: Eukaryota; Fungi; Ascomycota; Dothideomycetes; Dothideales; Saccotheciaceae.